ACCGGUAUUGGAAAGUAGUAGAAUAAUUUCGGAUAAAAAGAAAAAUACGAAAUACAAAUUGUAACGGGAGUGUUUGUUAUAUUUUUGUUUGGUGUUUAAAUAAUGGAAAAUGUAACAUACAGCCCGGCGAAUCCAUAUCGAAAUGUCUCGACGGUAUUGCGUCCAGAUGCAAGACUUUCGGCCGAAGGUCGUUUAUUGGGCUGGGAUGUGCCACCGGAUGAAAUACGUCAUAUACCCGAACAUUGGUUGCAAUUUCAAGAGCCACCUGAAUCGAUGCAUUAUCUUUUAGGCAUGUUAUACAUAUUCUUUACCAUCUUGUCGAUAACUGGAAAUGGUCUAGUCAUAUGGGUUUUUACAGCAGCAAAAUCUUUGCGCACCCCCUCCAAUAUAUUAGUGAUAAAUUUGGCACUCUGCGAUUUUUUUAUGAUGGCGAAAACACCAAUUUUCAUUUAUAACAGUUUUAAACGGGGUUUUGCUCUCGGCAAUCUAGGUUGCCAGAUAUUUGCUAUUGUUGGCUCGUAUACGGGCAUCGGAGCAUCGACUACAAAUGCUUUUAUUGCCUAUGAUCGUUAUAACGUCAUUACCCGCCCAUUGGAGGGUAAAAUGACUCAUGGCAAAGCGAUUAUAAUGAUAAUUUUCAUUUAUAUGUAUGCUACACCGUUUGUGGUGGCAUGUGCCACCGAAAGUUGGGGACGUUUUGUACCGGAGGGCUAUUUAACAUCAUGCACUUUUGAUUAUCUAACGGACAAUUUCGAUACCCGCCUUUUUGUUGGUACAAUUUUCUUCUUUAGCUUUGUUUGCCCCACCGUUAUGAUCAUCUACUAUUACAGUCAAAUCGUAGGGCAUGUCUUCAGUCACGAAAAGGCUUUAAGGGAGCAAGCGAAAAAAAUGAAUGUGGAAUCAUUGCGCUCGAACGUUGACAAAAGUAAAGAUACUGCAGAGAUUCGUAUAGCUAAGGCAGCCAUAACAAUAUGUUUUCUAUUCUUCGUAUCGUGGACACCAUACGGUGUAAUGUCUUUGAUAGGAGCCUUUGGCGAUAAAAGUCUUUUAACACCGGGUGUAACAAUGAUACCGGCUUGUGCCUGUAAAAUGGUUGCCUGCAUUGAUCCAUUUGUUUAUGCCAUAAGUCAUCCGAAAUAUCGUUUGGAGUUGCAAAAACGUUUGCCUUGGUUAGCUAUAAAUGAAAAAGCACCGGAGAGUACGAGUACGGUUUCAUCAUCGAGCACGGCGCAACCACCGGAUCAAGGGCAACAACAAUCAACAGCAGCCUAAACUAAUUAAUAAUACUUUGUAGUUUAAGUUAAAUGUGAUAAAAUUUAAGUUAGUCUUUAGUAUGUAUAAUAUUUAAUAAUAGUUUGUUAAGUUAAUAAUUUAUAGGAUUUUGAUGAUGACCCUAUUACGAAAAUGGUUUAUGCUUAAUAAUUUGUUACUACAUGGCGGAUUGACCUAUUUUUAUAAUGUUUAAAGGACUGUGUUUCGGAUUUAACGUUUAUAUGGAUACAUUUAAAUAUGACAGUUUUAAGUCAUAUUUAAUUGAACAAGUAAAACUUUGUAUAUUUUGUGGUAUUUAUAAAUUUUACCGGUAUUUAUUUAUUUUUUGUAGUUGUUUUAUUUUAAAUCCAUAAAUGGAUUAUAUUAAUAAAUAGAAUU
Molecule: messenger RNA, 1650 nt
Organism: Lucilia cuprina (Australian sheep blowfly)
Lineage: Eukaryota; Metazoa; Arthropoda; Insecta; Diptera; Calliphoridae
Product: opsin Rh3
Exons: 4
Coding region: 103-1272 (389 amino acids)
Biological process (GO): G protein-coupled receptor signaling pathway; visual perception
Cellular component (GO): membrane
Molecular function (GO): G protein-coupled receptor activity
Source: RefSeq, a predicted model, not a curated record